AUGUUAUAUUAUAUAGUUGGAUCAAUAAUUGUUGGUAUUAUUACCUUUUAUUUAUUUUCACCAAGACACAACUCUGUCUGUGGUCUAGAUCAUCCAGCCAAUGUUUAUAAUAGAUGGAGACGUCUAAAGAAUAGUUUUUCAUAUGAGCAAUUCCUCCAACAAAUAUCUCCGAUCGAAAAUCCAAAGACCUACAAGAAAGUUUUGGACGAUGCUCUCAAACUGAAGAAUCAACAAGAAAAGCAUGCCGAAGGUAUUAUUUUACUUGAAAAAGUAGUAACUACUGCCAAAGACUUGACAAAGAAAAAAGAUCCAUUGGGAAAGGAAAUACUGGAUUACAUCAACAGUAUUAAAGAUCUGAAAGUUCUUUUUAAUGAAUCCGUUCAAUAUCAUGAUUUAAUGGAUGCAUUCUUUAAUGAUGAUGGAUGGACGGUUGACAAAGACCUUCUUUACAAUGUUGAAUACUCCUAUCGUACAAAAGGUCGAACAUUGAAAUCAAGAAAGUUCAUCAAAAUUGUUGAUCUCCCAAUUUUAAAUGUUGCAACAAGAUGCGAGGAAAUUGAAUUAUUCAAUACAUGGAAAUGGUACCAAAACGGAAAGAUUAUUAAAACCGAAACUUCCAAAGGUACCAUUUUAUGUUCAAUUAUUUCAAUUCUAAGUAGAUUUGUUGUUCUCAAUAGAGCUGCUUAUUGUUGGAAGAUAAAUUAUAAAUUACCAGAUGGAUCAGUUAUUAUUGCAUACAAUGGUGCCAACAAUAGACAAUCUGAUUAUGAUUUACCACCAUUACCAAAAGGUUUUGCAUAUCCAGAUAUCUUCUAUCAUGCUUUCCGUUUAAUUCCAUUAACACCAACAAAGACUAUUUUAAUAUCAGUCAUGGAGAGUGAUCCAAAGAUCUGGUUCUACACCAAGGAAAUGUUUAUUAGAACCGCCAAGAAAUUUGGAUGUAGAGAAUUGAAACUAAUUGAUGAGCAUGCUGGUGUCAUCAGUGGUACACCUUAUGAAGCUAAAUUAAGUAAAUCUUUCUAUAAAGGAUUAUAA
Molecule: messenger RNA, 1035 nt
Organism: Heterostelium album PN500
Lineage: Eukaryota; Evosea; Eumycetozoa; Acytosteliales; Acytosteliaceae
Exons: 5
Coding region: 1-1035 (344 amino acids)
Source: RefSeq, a predicted model, not a curated record